AACGUUGAAUCGAGGAAUCAUUCCAUCUAACGAUCUCAUAAUGUCAAAAGUCGUGGUACCAAGAAAAUCGAAUCGCUGAGAGAAUAAAAAUACUGAAGAAGAAAGGAAGAGAGAAUGAGCAACAACGCAGGGAAAGUGGUGUGCGUCACUGGUGCUUCUGGCUACAUUGCUUCAUGGCUCGUCAAGCUUCUUCUUCUUCGCGGUUACACUGUCAAGGCCACUGUUCGCGAUAUCAAUGAUCCCAAGAAGUUAGACCAUUUGCUUGAACUUGAAGGAGCAAAGGAGAGAUUGCAGCUUUGUAAAGCAAAUCUUUUGGAAGAAGGUUCCUUUGACUCUGCUGUUGAGGGCUGUGAGGGUGUCUUUCAUACUGCCUCUCCUUGUAUUUUCAAUGUCAAAGAUCCACAGAUUGAACUCAUUGACCCAGCAGUGAAGGGAACUCUUAACAUUCUUAAAUCAUGUGCAAAAUCGCCAUCUUUGAAACGAGUAAUUCUAACAUCUUCUAUGGCUGCAGUUUUAUAUAAUGGAAAGCCCAUAACUCCUGACGUUGUAGUUGAUGAGACAUGGUUUUCGAAGGCAGAUUUUUGUAAAGAAUCCGAGCUCUGGUCCUCAUAUGAGCUUUCCAAGACUUUGGCUGAAGAUGCUGCCUGGAAAUUUGUAAGAGAAAACAAUAUUGACAUGGUUGUUAUCAACCCAGGAGUAGUUCUGGGGCCACUUUUGCAGCCAUCAUUAAACCAAACUUCUGCUACAAUUUUGACUCUAAUAAAUGGUGAACAAAUGCUUUUGAAUCCUUGUGUAGGAUGGAUCCAUGUGAAAGAUGUUGCAAAUGCUCAUAUUCAAGCAUUUGACAUUUCUUCAGCUAGCGGAAGAUAUUGUUUGGUUGAGAGAGUCGCUCACUUUUCAGACAUUGUGAAGAUCACUCAAGAGAUAUUCCCAACAUUACCACUUCCAGAAAAGUUUGUUGAGGAUGAAUCAUUGGUGCCACAGUUUCAGGUCUCCAAAGAAAAAGCAAUGACUUUGGGAAUUGAAUUUAUUCCAUUGGACGUGGCUGUUAAGGAGACUGUAGAAAGCUUGAAAGAGAAGAAGUUUCUGAACUUGUAAAUCAUGAUCUCUCCUAUAAACAUGAAUAACCGUUACCUUUUUAUAAGUUUGUGCAUUUGGUUUUAUUUUAUAAACUACAUAUCCUUUGUAAUAAGUUAAACUAUGCUAUGCUUGAGAAUACAUAAUUGUUAUACAA
Molecule: messenger RNA, 1234 nt
Organism: Prosopis cineraria
Lineage: Eukaryota; Viridiplantae; Streptophyta; Magnoliopsida; Fabales; Fabaceae
Product: cinnamoyl-CoA reductase CAD2-like
Exons: 6
Coding region: 115-1098 (327 amino acids)
Molecular function (GO): oxidoreductase activity, acting on the CH-OH group of donors, NAD or NADP as acceptor
Source: RefSeq, a predicted model, not a curated record